Peronospora farinosa is the source of this 4008-nucleotide messenger RNA. NCBI's taxonomy places the organism in Eukaryota, Oomycota, Peronosporomycetes, Peronosporales, Peronosporaceae. The record is from the annotation of a GenBank genome assembly.
AUGUCGAUUCAUUUCAAGUUCAAGUCGGCCAAGGAAUUUGAUACCGUGACGUUUCCAGGCGCUGUCAUUCGUGUUUUAGACCUGAAAAAAGCUAUUGUCGAGAAGAAGAAAUUAGCUAAAGGACUGGACUUUGAUCUCGUAAUCACUGACGCUCAGAACGGCAAAAUUUAUGACGAUGAGAACACGCAAUUGCCUCGAAAUACAAGCGUCACCGUGAAACGUAUUCCUAGCAAACAACCAGGUAGUGGAUUACUUGCUCGUAUGAAGCAUGAAGCGGCUAUUGCUGCAGCCACUGCAGCAGCUGCAGCAAUUCAAAUGUCACCACCAGUCGCAGCAAUGGUCGGUCCAUCGCCAGUAGGACCUACCCCAACUUUGCCAAUGGCUACACUUUCGUUGAAUACGGACAAUGUAGCUGCAGGUGCACAGACAAUGGAAGAUGAAAUGGCUGCAUUGCAGUCUAUUCAUGAACAAGCAGAAGAUAUACGUGGAUCCAGAUUAGGAAAUAAGACAUGGACAGCUUCCAGUGGCAGCAACGCCAAUAAUGUAAUGAACUACUACUCGGCCAAUGGACCAAGUGGAGAAGGGACAAGCGGACGAGGAAAUGGAGGUGCUGGCGGACGAGGAUUUGGCCGAGGCGGACGCGGUGGAGACUUUGGCGGUCGAGGAGGAGUGACGAGUGGAAGAGGCGGAGGACGUGGCACAGGACCUGGAGCCUCUGGUGGUCCCAACUUGUUAGGCGACCCGCCGUCCAACUAUGUGUGCUAUCGAUGUGGCACGCCCGGCCAUUACAUCCAAAAUUGCCCUACGAAUGGGGAUCCGGAGUUUGACCAGCACCGUGUGAAAAAGAAAACUGGCAUUCCCAAGUCUUUCAUGAAGGCCGUGAACGAUCCUAGCGAAAUUCCCGUAGGUGCGGGCAAAACGGUAGUGAAUGCGCCAUGGGGCGGGCUAGCUGUGAUAGAACCACAGAAUAAAAACUUCUCUAAAUUAAUGGCCCGGUCGGGCGGCUCGGCCACCUUGGAUCAAUUCAUCUCGAAUCCACCCGAGCAUUUGGCAUGUCCCCUUUGCAGACGGCUCAUGAACGACGCUGUGCUUAUUCCGUGCUGCCAAGAGUCCACAUGUGAUGAGUGCCUUCGCAGUGCGCUGAUUGAGCACAAGCUUACAUGUCCGUUGUGCAACACAAACAACAUGUCGCCUGAGAAGCUACUGCCGAACAAAGUGCUACGUACUUCAGUGGACGAGUUUUUGAGGCGUGCACGUACCGAGCAACAAGAGCGGGAACAGUUAGUUAAGGAAGCUGAGGAGAAGGCGCUGGCUAAACAGAAAGCCGCAGAACAAACUGCAAACUCAGGUGCGCGUCGCUCUGGCGACAGUGCAGAUGCUACUCUGGAAAUCAAGAAGGGUAAGAAAGGUGACGGUGAGGAAGAAGAAGAGGAUGAGUUUGGUGGCGACAUUUUUGGCGAUGGGGACGAGAACGAAGAUGCUUCUUCACCGCAAAAAUCAGCUACGCCUUUGUCAGUGUCUCCCCCACAGCCUCUGCAUCCUCCCCCACUUCCUAAAGACGAUAAGGUUGCAGCUAAAGUGGGCGAAGUUACCGAUGGCCCGUCGCGGCAGACAAGCGAUGCGUCGUCUAAUGGUGGUGGCCAAUCAACCGAAAACGUAGACAAGAGCUCACCCAGCCUAGGACCGCAAGGCUUGCCUUCUAGUCAAGGGCCUCCUGUUCACAAAAUGCCGUGGGGCCCCGACGGCCCUCGUGGUCCCCCAUUGGGCUUCAAUGCUCCCCAUGGUCCGUGGUUUGAUGGACCUCCCCGUGGGCAACCUAGACCAUGGUUUGAUGGUCCGCCUGGACCGUGGUUUGAUGGUCCAUUCCCAGGGCCUGGUGGGCCCCGUGGCGCCAUGAAGGGUGGUCGCGGUGGUGGCCGAGGCCGCGGGGGCCGUGGAAUGCCGCCUGCGGGAUACUUUGGUGGUCCUGGGCCCGAUUACUUUGGGCCUCCACCUGGACACCCAGACUACUUUGGACCUCCACCGCCGUGGUUUGAUGGACCGAUGCCGCCAUUUGGAGGCCGUGGAGGAGAUCGCUGGUCUCGUGGUGGUCGCGAUGAUGACCGACGCCGCGACCGCUCUACUUCUCGUGACAGGGAUCGGUCACGUACACGGGGCCGCUCGACUGGCCGUGAUGGAACGAGUGAGCGCGAUCAUCGCGGUGGUGACGGGAAGGAUCAACAGGGAUCGCGUCGCGGUGACGGGAAGGAAUCGCGAGGAGCACGCAGCGGUAACCGAGAACGCAGCAAGCGUAGUCGGAGCCGUAGUCGCAAGGCGGCACGUAGCCGUAGCAAUUCUCGCUCUAGGCACGACAAAAAGACUCGUGAACAUGCAAGCUCCUCGCGUGCAUCUUCCUCUCGCCGGUCACGCAGUACAAGUCGCAACCGCCAUCAUCGCGAGCACAAAAGCGGCAGCAGUCGCGAUGACAUUAAUAGAGACUCCAAUAAGGACGUAACCAAAAACACCAACAAAGUCGCAAACAGAGGUACCCAUAAGGACGCCAGCAAAGACGCCAGGAAGGAGGACGCCAGCAAGGACUUCAGGAAGGAGGACGCCGGCAAGGACGUCAGGAAGGACUAUAACAGGGACACCACGAGGGACUCUAACAAGGACACCACGAGGGACUCUAACAAGGACACUAGGAAGGACUCUAACAAGGACACCAGGAAGGACUCUAACAAGGACACCAGGAAGGACUCUAACAAAGACGCUAGAAAGGACUCUAACAAGGAUGCUAGGAAGGACUCUAACAAGGAUGCUAGGAAGGACUCUAACAAGGAUGCUAGGAAGGACUCUUACAAGAAUGCUAAGAAGGACUUUAACAAGGACUCCAGCAGAGACUCUAGUGAUAAGGACAGGAUGCCAAAAGAAGAGAAGAAGAAACAAGAAAGCACGGUUAAGGACGUCAAGCUGGAUCAGGUUGCGGCGCCUGCUAUUGACCUUGACUUUUUGGCUGAACCGAUGGAUGACGAUAUGCUAAGUGACAAUGAGACUCCCCGCUCGACGACUCCUAUAACGCUGGGCCGUAAGAAAAGUGAUGAAAGUAUGACACGCAAAGAUUCCAAGACUAAUGAUGAUAAGAGAUCUUGUGGUGGUGGCUCAGAUGAAAAAAAAGGUGAUGGUCGCAAUGACAGCCGCUCCUCGUCUCGAAAGCAUGACACAGCUCUUAGUCGCACCGAUCGCGAACGCGAUCGCGAUCGUGGCUCGACGUCAAAAAAACGAGAGGGUUCCUCAUCUCGAAGUCGUCGUAGUCGCUCGCGCUCGCAUUCCCGUCGUGGGUCAUCUCGAGAAUCGUCUCGGCGACGUACGGAGUCAUCGAGGAAGCGCGGAGAGGACAAGAGUUCAUCCUUAUCUCGUGCGAAAGAUCGCAGUAACGGUGGAAACCGCGACCGUGAUGAAGACAGAGGCAACCGCGACCGAGGCAAUCGCGAUCGAGGACGUGAUCGCGACCGUAUUCGUGACCGCGAUCGCGAUCGUAUGUGUGAAAAAGACCGACCCCGUGAUCGCGAGAAAACCCAAGAUCGAGAACGGGAUCGUCCUCGUGACCGCAAAGAACGUGAAGGAAAGCGUAAACGCGAUGCUGCAAACGACGACACGACCGUCGGGGGUGAUCGGAAACGACGUCGCAGUGCUGAGAAGGAACGCGAGCGUCGUAGCGAGAAAAGCUCGGGUGGCGGAGGCAGUGGACGCGUAGUUACGACAACGCCCGGAUCUUCUCGUGGCUCACGCGGUGGUAGAAAUCGUCGUCGUGGAGGUGGCGGUGGUGGUGGCGGCGGCGGUGGUGGUGGUGGCGCUGCAAGUGGUGAUGGUGAUAAGCGACGGAUUGAGGUGGAGGGCGAAAGAAGAAGUGGUGGAAAUGACCGAAAGAAGCCCUCUCGAAAGAAAAGCGAUGAUCGUGGAGGCAAGGGAUCCGGCGAGCCGCAGGCCAAAAAGCGAUCGGUUUUGGAACGACUUGGACCCAAGCUUUAA